AUGGAAACUGCUUCCAAUUCAAAGAUUCAAUUAUUGGUUUGGUUUUCUCAACUCAUGGGAGGUCUUUGUUCUAGGUCCGCCGAAGUUGACCGCGUCUUCGCCAACUCCGAUGCCGAUUCCGAUGCCUCGCAUAAACCUAAUACUAACAACAACGCCGCUGAUUUCACUACUCCGCCUCAAGUUCGUGAAAUCAUGGACAGAAACCCUCCCGGAGUCACCGCUGAUGACGUUUUCUACGACGGAAUCCCACGCUACGCCGCUAAAGUUUCGGAGGCGAGUUCACGUUUGGGAAGAGCUGGAUUGGGGAAGGCGGUGGAGGUUUUGGACAACCUUGGGAGCAGCAUGGCAAAUUUAAAUGCGGGGAGUGGGUUUGUUUCUGGAGCUGCAUUAAAGGGGACUGAAAUUUUCAUCUUAGCAUUUGAGGUUGCAAACACUAUUGUCAAAGGUUAUCAGCUUCUGCAUUCUCUUUCCACAAAAAGUAUUAGGCAUCUAAAUAAAGAGGUGCUUCUUUCAGAGGCCGUGCAUGAUUUAGUGUCAAAGGAUACAGAUGAGCUUCUUAGCAUUGUUGCCGCAGACAAGAGACAGGAGUUGAAAGUCUUUUCUGACGAGGUGAUUCGUUUUGGAAAUCGGUCAAAGGAUCCUCAGUGGCACAACUUAGACCGUUACUUUGAGAAGAUCAGCAAAGAGUCAAAUGCUCAAAGACUUUCAAGAGAUGAGGCAGAAUCAAUAAUGAAACAAUUGAUGAAUUCGGUCCAAUUUACAGCUGAGCUGUACCACGAACUUCAAGCAUUGAAUAGAUUUGAACAAGAUAUUGAGCAUAAGGGCGAAGAGGAGGAUCAAAGAGGUGAUAACCUAGCAUUCUUGAGAGCAGAAAUUAAAAGUCAAAAGAAGCAAAUAAAACAUUUAAAGAAAAAAUCCCUCUGGUGUAGAAGUUUGGAGGAGGUUAUUGAGAAGCUUGUAGACAUUGUCCAUUUUUUACAUUUGGAGAUAAGCAAUAACUUUGGGAGUGCAGAUGGCCAAAAGCCAAUAAUUGGAAACAUUGGCAAUCGUCAAAGAUUGGGCCCUGCUGGUCUUGCUUUGCAUUAUGCAAAUAUAGUACUUCAAAUUGAUACCCUUGUAGCCAGGUAUAUUGCUAUGCCUGCAAAUACAAGGGACACAUUGUAUCAAAAUUUGCCCCCUAAUAUAAAAUCAGCUCUGCGCUCCAAAUUAUCAUCCAUUCAUGUUGUAGAAGAGAUAACUGCAGCGAAUAUCAAAGACGAGAUGGAGAAAACAUUACAUUGGUUGGUCCCAAUUGCCACAAACACAUCCAAAGCACACCAUGGUUUUGGCUGGGUGGGGGAGUGGGCUAACACAGGCUCUGAGGUGGAUAAGAAAGUUUUCGAGGGCGGUGCAAUGCGAAUUGAAACAUUCCACUAUGCUGAUAAAGACAAAGUAGAACAUUAUAUUCUUGAACUUCUCUUAUGGCUUCAUCGCCUGGCCGUUAAAGUUAAGUCUGGCAGUGAUGCUGGCAAAGCAAGGCCUGCCAUGAAAUCCUCCGUCGGGGCUACCAUGGAAAAGACAAAUAAGCAUUCUACAAAUGCCCUAGUACCAAUUUUAACAAUGGAUGAGCAAAACUUGCUGGAGGAUGCAAGUAAGAAAACCAAAAUGAAAGGAAUCAGUAAGAGCUUGGACUUUGACAGUCUGAAGCCUACAUUGAGUGAGAAAUGCAGACUGACCAAGAGUAGUAGUCUUUCAUCAAGUAAAUGCAAGGAGUUAUCUUUUAAUAGGAUUUUGUCAAAGCUUCCUGUGAUUGAUUUUGAUAUUGACAAAGAGCGAGCGUUGGACGUGAUCGACAGACUAGAUGUGGUCAGAUAA
This is a messenger RNA of Lathyrus sativus (Indian pea), 1854 nucleotides long. Lineage: Eukaryota; Viridiplantae; Streptophyta; Magnoliopsida; Fabales; Fabaceae. The record is from the annotation of a GenBank genome assembly.